Messenger RNA from Cotesia glomerata, 1731 nucleotides. It is a transcript of the gene puml, whose product is annotated as (Lyso)-N-acylphosphatidylethanolamine lipase. Gene Ontology annotation, cellular component: lipid droplet. Bases 270 to 1502 code for a protein of 410 amino acids. Lineage: Eukaryota; Metazoa; Arthropoda; Insecta; Hymenoptera; Braconidae. The record is from RefSeq and is a predicted model, not a curated record. The transcript has 7 exons.
AUCAUAUAUAUAGUCAUAGUCGUACAUUUAUUAUGUCGGAGUUAUUGUGUGACUUCGUCAUCGAAAUCAAUGGACUUGCCACUAAGUUAAUUAUAGCCGUUUACAAUUAGCAGUCUACAUUUGUAAAAUAAACAAGACAGUAUGUUAUGAUACGAUGUAUUACAUAUAAGUUAUAAGACAGUUCAAAUAUUGUGCAUUAUUGAGUUAAUGUUAUCGCCAUUAAACGAAAAUAUAACUUCUGUAAUAUAUGUUUACAAUUAUAUGAACUAAUGGCAGACAAUGAAAUAGUAGAAAUUAAUCCCCGAAGUUGGAUUUGGGAUUGGUUCAGCUGGUCAGGAAAUUCUGCAACAAUGUUGAGAGCAGCUGAAAAAAAAAUACUUUCACAUUUAAAAAGUGCUUACCGAGGACUGUACGUCGACAUUGGUGCUAAUGUUGGUACAGCAGAUAAAAUUUGGACGAUUUCACUCAAUGAACAAUCUCCUAAAACCCCUAUUGUACUUCUUCAUGGAUUAGGAGCUGGAGUAGCGCUAUGGUGCCUUAAUCUUGAUAGCCUUUCACAAGAUAGACCAGUUUAUGCAAUAGAUCUUUUAGGAUUCGGAAGAAGUAGUCGACCAAAUUUUAGUAACGAGGCGCUAAAAGCUGAAACUCAACUAGUACGCUCAGUUGAAGAAUGGAGAAGAGAAAUGGAGUUAGAUAAAUUUGUUUUAUUAGGACAUUCUAUGGGUGGUUUCCUCGCUGCCUCGUAUGCAAUACAAUAUCCGAAUCGAGUACAACAUCUUAUUCUUGCUGAUCCCUGGGGAUUUCCAAAAAAACCAACCGAUGCACACACGAGAUACAAUAUACCUUUUUGGGUAAAAGCUAUUGCGUUUAUGGUGCAACCUCUCAAUCCUCUGUGGGCAGUGCGAUUUGCUGGUCCUUUUGGUCAGUGGCUUAUAGAAACUACACGGCCAGACAUUGUAAAAAAAUAUGUUCCAGUUCUUAAAGAUGACGCAAAUUCAAUUUUCCAAUAUCUUCAUCAGUGUAACACCCAAACACCCUCCGGUGAAAGUGCAUUUCAUGCAAUGAUGGAAGGUUUCGGUUGGGCAAAAAAUCCUAUGAUCGAACGAAUUCAUUUAAUAGAUGAUGAAGUACCGAUAACAAUGAUUUAUGGUAGUCGAUCUUGGGUAGACAAUUCUGCAGGAGAAGCAAUUAGACAAAAGCGAGAAAAGUCUUAUGUAAAUAUUCAGGUCAUAUCAGGUGCUGGUCAUCAUGUUUACGCCGAUAAAAGUGAAAUUUUCAACAAACACGUUCUUGAAGCGUGUGAGUUGAGUGACAACAUACCCAAACUCACAUCACAACAUGUCAAACAGUCUUCAAAAAUUUUUCCUCGAAAACUUGCUCCAUUACCAAUUGACUCCACAGAUUCAAAAUCCGAAAAUGAAGAUGACAGUCAGGACGAAACAUUGCCAGGUCAAACAUCAACUAAUUUAGAACCUAAGACAAUUCGCCCGAAAACAACCUAACAAAAAAAAAAUUUAUAUUUUUUUUAUAGAAUCAAUUUUUUUUUUUUUUAUUAAUUAAUAUUACCUUAACCAAUAUUGAUCAGAAUAAUUAUAAUUAUACUAUGUUAUUUGUAUAUUAUUAUUAUUAUUUAUUCUCUUAUCAAACGAAAAUUGAAUAAGGAUUUUUCGUUUUUAAAUAACGUAAUUGAUUAUACAAAGUAAUUAAUAAAUCUAAUUUGUUUACAAAUCA